GUGGCGUGGGGGGCGAGAACAGGGAUCGGGACGAACCUUCAUAAAGAAUAUCCCACACCACCGCAGGAGCUCCAGGCGGAGCGCGACACCCUUUUCCUCCACUCGUCUUCUCCGCGCAUCAUGGGCUCGCCGCGAAAUCCCUCCUCCUCCUCCUCCUCCUCCUCCUCCUCCUCCCCUCCGCCUCCUCCGCCGCCGCACACAUGUACCUGAGGAGGAAGCUCUCCCAACUCGUGCAGAGAAGAUCCAAGAUUCACCCGCCAGAAGAAGGCCCUCUUCCACCACCACCACCAACCCCAUCGAACAAGAACAAGAACAAGAACAAGAAUAAGAACACCCACCAGAUCGUACCCUUUUCUUCUCCUCCUCCUUCGAGGAUCCGGACAGAGCCCCAGAUCCCCCACGGCGACGGAUUCGAGAACCCACGAAGGUUUGACCGGGAAUCGUCAGCGGGCGUGCUUGGCUUGUUGCUCGGGAUCUUUCUUGUGCGUAUGGGGAUGGAAUCAAGCACCGUGCAAGCCCCGCCCACGGAGACGAUGGAGGAGAGCACCGAAUUGGAGGAGUACCCGCCCGUGACCUCUUCCAGGAUCAAGCUGAGGGAUGGGAGGUUCCUGGCCUACACCGAGAGGGGUGUCCCCAAGAGCAGAUCCAAUUACAAGGUCGUCAUCGUCCACGGAUUCGGCAGCUCCAAGGAGAUGAAUUUCCCCGUGUCCCGAGAACUCAUAGAAAAGUUGGGCAUAUAUAUAGUUCUUUACGAUCGAGCUGGUUAUGGCGACAGCGACAUGAACUCCAAGCGUACGGUAAAGAGUGAAGCCCUUGAUAUCCAAGAACUUGCUGAGCGGUUGCAAUUGGGGUCCAAAUUUUAUGUGAUUGGUGUCUCAAUGGGAUCAUAUCCCACAUGGAGUUGCCUCAAGUACAUACCGGACAGGUUAGCUGGUGUGGCCUUAGUGGUCCCAACAGUCAACUAUCGUUGGCCUUCUCUUCCUGAGAGUCUGACGAAGCCAGACUACAGAAAGAAGCUUAUCCGGUGGUCACUCCGGAUCGCAAGCCAUGCCCCUGGAUUGCUUCAGUGGUGGGUGACUCAAAAAUGGCAUCCUUCAGAAGGAGACCCAACCCUUUUCAACCAAAGAGACAUCGAAGUCCUGAAGACGACGCCAGGCUUCCCCAUGUUCACCCCGGAAAAUUUACGGCGACGAAGAGUAUUUGAAACUCUCAGAAGUGACUUUAAAGUGGGUUUUGGCAAAUGGGAAUUUGACCCGAUGGAUCUGAGCGAUCCAUUUCCCAAAGGCGCAAGCUCUGUACAUAUUUGGCAAGGGCAUGAAGAUAAGGUUGUACCUUUUCAGCUUCAAAGAUUUGUUUCGGGUAAGCUGCCCUGGAUAAAGUAUCACGAAAUUCCUGAUGGAGGGCAUUUGCUUGUGCAUUACAAUGGCGUAUGUGAUGCCAUUGUAAAGGCUCUUUUGAUUGGAGAGGAACCGGUUUCAUGACAAGGUGGUCAUGUUUGUACAUUAUUCAUGACACCAACAAACCUCUGUGAUUCAAAUUGUUCAUUUGGUAAAGUAAAUUAAUUGCAGAA
This is a messenger RNA of Syzygium oleosum, 1570 nucleotides long. RefSeq lists its product as uncharacterized. Lineage: Eukaryota; Viridiplantae; Streptophyta; Magnoliopsida; Myrtales; Myrtaceae. Bases 201 to 1481 code for a protein of 426 amino acids. The transcript is spliced from 5 exons. The record is from RefSeq and is a predicted model, not a curated record.